Molecule: messenger RNA, 591 nt
Organism: Candidula unifasciata
Lineage: Eukaryota; Metazoa; Mollusca; Gastropoda; Stylommatophora; Geomitridae
Source: the annotation of a GenBank genome assembly
AUGAUUGACAUCCACAACUAUACCCCAGGCAGUUCCACACCCCAGAAAAUGCAAAACUGGUUUCUUAUGAACAGAAAGGUGUUUUCCAAGCUGAACUUUCAACUGACAGAAGAUCUGAUCCGAGAGUUGUGUCUCGGGAAAGCCGGGCUCAUUGAACGCUUCCUCAUGCACCUUAGAGCAAAGAUUGAGAAAGCAAACUGGGAUAUGCAAAAGGAUGCAGGUGACAGGAAAGACGUUGCUGAGAAAGUUACCAAAUCAUCUCAGAGGCUCUACACAAAUCCCAAGGGCACUAAAGCAAAUUUUAAUGAUAAACCUGAAGCAGAUCAAGACAUAAUUUCCCCUGGCCGACUUAAACAGCAGCUUAAUCAAGUUGCUGUACGGGGAAAUGUAAAGGGGAGAUCUGAUGAACCAGUUCCUAGGGCACUCUAUGAAGAGAAAGAACAGGAAUGUUUGUCUAAAGAAGAAACUAUACAAAUACUGCAAGCUAAAGUACGCAGACUUGAACAUCUCCUUCAGCUGAAAGACCUCAGAAUAGAAGAUCUUCAGAACAAGCUUGAGACAGCCAAACCACUAGCUAGAGGCAUGAGAUAA